CAACGUUUUAGUACCCACUGCAUCGUCGUGCCAAUCAGCGAUACUGGUACGGAAUUUGGGCAGACGAGACGAGCGGGACACCACCAAGAUUCUCAAACCCUCGAGUUGUGCUUACUGUAACAUGAAAAGGGCAAAGCCCUGGAGUGACGGAGACGAUGAUGAUUCCUCGUCUGAUGAAUCUUCAACCCUAGAUACUGACGCAGAGUCUAAUGAUGGGUCUAACAAGAACAAGGUAGAUGUUAGCGUAACAUCUAGAAGACCAUCCAAAGAAAAGGCAUCUGAAGGUGAUUCUGGAAAGCGGAAGAACAGGGCUAUUGAUUUUGAAGCUUUGAGUCGACAUGGCUAUAAAGGUGGUCUAUCAGUUUUGAGUGUGCCUCUUCCACAAGACGGGAAUGACCAAAAGCAAGAUUGGUCUUGGUCGACUGGCAAGGAAGGUCAUCCCGCGAAGGAGACUGAAGAAACUUAUGAUGAGCGGCAGAGAACUAGAGCAGCUGUUAUCGAAGCAGAGAGGCUAACAGAUGCACAAACUCAGAAAGAGAGAAAGAACCUCCUCUCAUUUGCCCAGAAAGAGAAGAGGAAAAGAGAUCUUGGUCAGGCCAGUAGGGGGAAGAGCUAUGUUGAAGAAGAGAAGAGGCUGCUGAGGGAGAGUGGCAUCUAUUCAGGUUUUGAUUCCUGAUCCGACAUGUACGUUGUCACCUGUUGUUAUUUCAUCUUAUUUAGUAAUGUUAAUUAUAUACAGUGUAAAAGCUGAACUCUGUUAUGUUAUGUAGGUUUAGGUUCCUUGCAUUCUUAGGAUAAGCUGUAAUGUACUUCCCGGUUUAUGUGAACAUUACAUUAGGUUGUGCUCUAUCUAGUUUAAGAGAGGAGAGAUUUUGAACCAAAAAGAGGAUUCAUGAUCAUACUCUUGGUUCUGGGCAGCCCUUUACUUCCCCAACAGUAGGGAAAGGUCCACUGCUCCCAACCUUUUUUAAUGUUUAACAUUCAAAUUUUAUUU
Molecule: messenger RNA, 994 nt
Organism: Diospyros lotus (date-plum)
Lineage: Eukaryota; Viridiplantae; Streptophyta; Magnoliopsida; Ericales; Ebenaceae
Exons: 3
Coding region: 122-676 (184 amino acids)
Source: RefSeq, a predicted model, not a curated record